Aphanomyces astaci is the source of this 1059-nucleotide messenger RNA. RefSeq lists its product as hypothetical. The coding region runs from base 684 to 992 and encodes 102 amino acids. The record is from RefSeq and is a predicted model, not a curated record. Lineage: Eukaryota; Oomycota; Saprolegniomycetes; Saprolegniales; Verrucalvaceae. The transcript has a single exon.
UGCGGAUGAGUGGCAUGUUUUAUCCGGACGUUUUAUGGUUACGGUUUCAGCAAACGAACGAAUCCUUGACGCCGCUGCCUUCGCCGUAGCGCUAGCCACGUACCUAAUGCAAGGGCCGUCAUACCAGCCACAGCUACAUGCAAACUCCAUCGUCCUCCUCCUGCCACAGUCGACAUGUCCAGUUCCGUGGAAGGAAUCGAGCAAUUCGUGGGGCGAUCCCGCCUUGGCCAACGUGGUGCCAGCGGCGCACGGUUACCAUGUAGAUCCAACGUUUGACACGAUUCGUCGGCAUAGUGCGUGAUCGUUUGAGCGUAGCAGUUGACUACGACAUACUUGCGCGGCGAAAACUCCACGCACGCUCCAUGGAGGACAAGGCUGUGGGCAUGAUCGUCGUCGGAGUCGUAGUUCGUCAAGUGCAUGUACGAGCUAUCAUGGGCAUAGUCCUUCCAUCGCGGUGGAAUAAGGUUCAAUUCAAAAGCAUUGACGCAUGAUUGGGUAUCGUGGGCAACGGCCACAACGCCUGACAGUGUCGCCACGUAUGUGAGCACCCCCGUACAAUCUGCAUUUUCAAAACGCUUCAAGUACUUGAGCGCCGGUGGCGGAAGAGGCAUGGAUGACACGGCGACGUCAUUCAGCACCGAACAUUCCACUUGGGGGCUAGUGAUGUCUACCACGGGCACUGGAUGGGAGCAAUUCGCAUCCGUAUACAAGGCGUGGGUCAUGGCAGAGCAGUUAACAAAAGCAAACAACCGAGGGGCGAGGCCAGUGGGAACGCACGUGCCGUCCAGCACCACGUCCGUGGCGUACUCGCGACGGAUCUGCAUGUACUGCCGACCCUCCAUGAACUGGCUGGUGUGCGUCGCCGUUUCCACCCCCGCCGCGCAGGACCGCAGCGAGUCGUAGUUGACGCUCGGCCCCGACCGGACAUGGACAAGACCCCCCGAGCAGUCACUGUGAGCGUACACGUUCAAGUACUUUGGCUCCAUAACUGAAAAAAAUGUAGAUAGAUGAAGUCCGCCGCCAUGAUAUUCAACACGGCGGUGACUCUUUCGACAGACA